AUGGCUGAGCAGGAAAAUCGCGGAGGUCGUGGUCGUAGUCGUGGACGAAGAGGUCGUGGCGGCAGAGGAUGCGGUCAACCUACCGAUGACGAUUAUUAUACUGAUGCGAGAGAUGCUGAAAUUGAGGAAAAUGACAGACGGAUCCAAGAACUCGAACAACUGCUUGCAGAGGCACAGUUGCACGGGUCAGAAGGGAGACAAGAAUCUGAACUGUCAUCUCCAGAGGAAGAGGAGGACGAAAAUCCAUUUUGGAACCGCGAAAUACCAAGGAGAGGUCGAACCGGUGAUCAACCCUUCACUUCCAAUUUUGGGAUGAAGAUCGAGAUUCCAGAAUUUGAGGGAUCAACUCACCCUGACGUAUUCAUCGACUGGUUACACACCGUCGAGAGGGUUUUUGAUUUAAAAAACCUCACAGAUGAGCAAAAGGUGAAAUUAGUGGCAAUCAAAUUGAGGAAGCAUGCCUCAAUCUGGUGGGAACAUGUCAAGAAACAAAGAAUCAGAGAUGGAAAGUCUAAGAUUCAAAGAUGGGACAAGAUGAAGAAAUUGUUGCAACACAAAUUUUUGCCUGCUCAAUACAGACAAGAAGCCUUUAUUGAGUAUCACAAUUUCAGGCAACGUGACCUUACAGUGGAACAAUACACCACUGAAUUUGAUCGUCUUCGAAUGCGUUGUGACAUGGUCGAAGAAGAUGAACAAGUGAUUGCUCGAUAUCUAGGUGGAUUACGGGAUGAAAUUUCUGAUGUUGUGUACUUACAACAGUAUUGGUCUUAUGAAGAUGUGUGCAAACUGUCCUUGAAGGUGGAAGGACAAUGUAAAAGAAAGGGUGACCGUUCGAAGUUUCAAUCAAGAUUUCCUAGAAAAGAAUUCGGAGCUAAAUCAGUGAGUUCUUCAGCAACUUCACCUGCUGGAAGGAGUUCUAUGCCUCAAAAAAAUAUUCCCAACAAGGAAGGGUCGAUCAAAGGAGGUAGUACAGGAAAGAGGUGUUUCAAGUGCCAAGGAAUUGGACAUUUUGCUGCAGAUUGUCCAAAUAAACAGAUUGUGACAUUUGCAGAGGCUCCAAUUUUUGAUGAAGAACCAAUCUAUGACAAUGUCGAUGAACAAGAAGAAGCAGAAUCUGAAGAGGUGGGGAUUGUCUAUGCUGAUACCGGAGAAUCACUAGUCGUUCGGAGGGUCUUGAAUGUGGAUAUGGUGAAUGAUGAAACAUGGCUUCGACACAAUAUUUUCCACACCAAGUGCACCAGUAGGGGAAAAGUAUGCAGUGUGAUUAUAGACGGAGGGAGUUGUGAAAACGUGGUUUCUACCACUAUGGUAGAAAAAUUGGGGCUGAAAACAGAAGAACACCCACAACCGUACAAGCUGUCUUGGCUUAAAAAAGGGAAUGAGGUGAAAGUAACCAAAAGAUGCCUAGUGUGUUUUUCAAUUGGGAAAAGAUAUUCAGAUGAAGUAUGGUGCGAUGUCAUUCCUAUGGAUGCUUGUCACAUUUUAUUAGGCAGGCCAUGGCAGUUUGAUAGGAAGACAAAACAUGAUGGUUUCAAAAAUACUUACACCUUUAAGAAGGAUGGCCACCUUAUUACACUAGCACCUUCAGAUUGGAGGAAGGAUUUUUUAGAAGAAGUCAUUGGUGCAACUGAGAUAUUUGCACUAGUGGUGAUAGAAGGAAACGAUAAUGGUCCACAUAUUCCCUUGGAGAUUGAACCUUUACUGACAAAAUUCGCUGAUGUAAUGCCAGAGGAGAUGCCACCAAUAUUACCGCCUAUGAGAGAUAUUCAGCAUUGCAUAGACUUUGUUCUUGGAGCAGCCAUUCCAAAUAAGGCAGCUUACAGAAUGAGUCCCAAAGAACAUGCUGAGUUGCAGAAGCAGGUACAAGAAUUGCUUAAAAAAGGGGCGGUCCGCGAAAGCUUGAGUCCUUGUGCAGUACCAGCAUUAUUGGUUCCCAAGAAGGAUGGGUCAUGGCGAAUGUGCAUUGACAGCAGAGCUGUUAACAGAAUCACCAUCAAGUAUCGUUUUCCUAUUCCACGUUUUGAUGAUCUGAUUGACCAACUUCAUGGCGCAACUAUUUUUUCUAAAAUAGACUUGCGUAGUGGAUAUCACCAGAUCAGAGUUAGGCCUGCAGAUGAGUGGAAAACAGCCUUCAAAACAAGAGAUGGUUUAUAUGAAUGGAUGGUGAUGCCAUUUAGGUUGAGUAAUGCACCAAGCACCUUCAUGCGACUAAUGAACCAGGUUUUUCGAUCUUUCAUUGGUUAA
Gastrolobium bilobum is the source of this 2244-nucleotide messenger RNA. RefSeq lists its product as uncharacterized. Lineage: Eukaryota; Viridiplantae; Streptophyta; Magnoliopsida; Fabales; Fabaceae. Gene Ontology annotation, molecular function: zinc ion binding; nucleic acid binding. The coding region runs from base 1 to 2244 and encodes 747 amino acids. The record is from RefSeq and is a predicted model, not a curated record. The transcript has a single exon.